This is a messenger RNA of Macrobrachium nipponense, 1232 nucleotides long. RefSeq names its product solute carrier family 22 member 20-like. NCBI's taxonomy places the organism in Eukaryota, Metazoa, Arthropoda, Malacostraca, Decapoda, Palaemonidae. The transcript is spliced from 8 exons. Bases 185 to 961 code for a protein of 258 amino acids. Gene Ontology annotation, cellular component: membrane. The record is from RefSeq and is a predicted model, not a curated record. Gene Ontology annotation, biological process: transmembrane transport. Gene Ontology annotation, molecular function: transmembrane transporter activity.
CGUAGCCUUGGCUUGGCGGCUUGUCUCUGAGAAGAGCUUCAGAAGGUUCGCAAAGGACCAGCUGAUCGCUUGUGAAAAAAAAAAAAAAUAGUUUUCCCUAGCUUCAUGUGCUUCAUCAUUUAAAUCAAAGAUCUCACCUUUGACCCCGGAAUAUCUAAGAAGAGCCUCCUUAUCGCCGGAGGACAUGGCAGACGACAUUGAUGCCAUAUUUACUCAAAUAGGCUUCGGCAACUGGCAACUGAUCGCCAUCACUGCAGCCAUUUUAGGUCCAGCUGCCCUGGCACCAGCUCUUAUUGGCUCUACCUUGACGAAUGCUCAGGUUCCGUACAGAUGUCGGGAGGCAGGGACACUAAAUAUCACAGAGGGUUUCGACAAUGGCUGCAGCAGGAGUAGUGAGAUUGUCAGUGAUGUGCAAACUGCCUACAACACAACUCAGUGGACUCCAACUAUUCAGGAGACUUUCAAUAAUGUUUCAUGUUCCUCCUGGGAAUACGACACUUCUGUUUUCACUUCAACCAUUACUAUGGAGUGGGGAUUCAUCUGUGAGGACGCUUGGCUCUCCUCGCUCUACCAGAUGGUCAUCAGCGCGGGAUGUAUGAUGGGGGAUGUUGUUGGAGGUGCCGUUGGGGACAGGUUAGGUCGUAGAGCGACUUUACGAUAUGGGUCCCUUGUGGUAGUAGCAGCUGUUUUAGGCAUAGGGCUGCUCCCAAUUUAUUCGUUAGUGCUUGUCUGCAGGCUUGUCUUAGGCCUUACGCUCUCAAGCAUCAUCUAUCCCACCUAUAACUUAGUGAUGGAGACAACACCUACCUCACAACGCACAAUCGUAGGGAUGAUUCUGUGUGCUCCCUACAGCGUCAGCGUCAUGGUCUUCGCUGGUCUUGGCUACUUCUUGAGGGAUUGGAGGACUCUCCACUUGACAUCGUCCAUAUUUGCCUUUUUGCUGCUCCCUGUAAGCUGGUAAGUCGAAAACAUGAAGCGUCAAUAACACUGAUUGGCAAUCUUCCUUCUGAGCUUGUGGCUGCGGGCGGCAACAUUGCAACGCCCUAUUCAGCAUGCAGUACUGAAAUGAAGUGGCAAAACACCUAGGCAGCACACUGCCUCUCACUCCCUCUUUGUUGAAUUAUUAUUAUAAGAAAAUGUUAUUUUAAUGCAGGUACAUUACAUUCAUCAUUACUGCACAAUCAAAUUCAAAUAUUGCUGUUCUGAGGUCCAGUAUAACAGUUGCAAUAAAA